This is a messenger RNA of Liolophura sinensis, 1711 nucleotides long. RefSeq names its product alpha-ketoglutarate-dependent dioxygenase alkB homolog 7, mitochondrial-like. Bases 42 to 806 code for a protein of 254 amino acids. The record is from RefSeq and is a predicted model, not a curated record. The transcript is spliced from 4 exons. NCBI's taxonomy places the organism in Eukaryota, Metazoa, Mollusca, Polyplacophora, Chitonida, Chitonidae. Gene Ontology annotation, cellular component: mitochondrial matrix. Gene Ontology annotation, biological process: DNA damage response; fatty acid metabolic process.
UAAAUUUGCAGACGACGUGUUAUGCAGCUGAAACUGAAGUCAUGUCGUUGGCCGUGAUAACUCGCUCAAAACGGCUAACCAAAACGUUGUUUGCACAUCUGAACUUGUGCUCGUUGUCGAUCAGGUGGAUAAAGCAUGAGUUUUGUACUCUGUCUAACCGUUUACACUCACCAAAUGCAUCGAUGUCAUCACCCCAACACGAACGAGUGUGUCCGGAUUACUUAGAAGCCAGCGACAGCAACACUGAAGAAAUUUUGUCAAAAGACAUGCUCGUUCACAAAGACUUUAUAAGUGAAGAAGAAGAACAUCAUUUACUUGAAGAAAUGAUUCCUUAUCUCUCUAGACUACGAUACGAAUAUGCCCACUGGGAUAAUGCAAUUCAUGGUUAUAGAGAAACAGAGAGGAAGCACUGGACAGCCAGGAACAAAGUGAUACUUGAACGGGUGAAGCAGUUUGCCUUCCCACCUACUGUGUCUGCAUUAGCCUAUGUCCACAUCUUAGAUUUGGCUGAAGAUGGUUACAUCAAGCCACAUAUAGAUGCUGUUCGGUUUUGUGGUGACACAAUUGCAGGCCUGAGCUUAUUGUCACCUUGUGUCAUGAGGCUGGUGAAUGACAAAGACAAGAUGAAGUUUGCCAACAUCCUUCUACAGCCAAGAUCCCUGUACAUCAUGAAGGACAGAGCAAGAUAUGAAUACACCCAUGAAGUUUUGCCGGGGCAUUCUUCUGUGUUUAAAGGCCAGAAUGUACCUAAAACUCGAAGAAUAUCAGUCAUCUGUCGAAAUGAACCAGAAGAAAUUGACCCAUGACAAAUUCUGGUGUUAAAUCUGAAUUUUAUUGGAAAGUUUUUAUUUUACUGUGACAUUCUUUUUGAGAAUACCAGCUUUAUGCAAGGUGAACAUACACUUGAUUAUCAUUAGCAAUGUUUCAGCAAAUGUUUGUACUCUAAUGAUUUAUACUUGGCAGGUUAGUGUAGGUAACAUACUGAUGAUUUCAUUGCUACUAGUCUUGAGUAAGUGGAAUUAACGGCACCAUAUUAUAUCUCAGGUUUCAACAUUUGGUUACUGGCUCAUGAGAUAGUUUUCGUGAUUCAGACGUUUAGCCCUGGGCCAGUGUGGUUGCAUGUUCAAAUCCCACUUGGGUCAACUCAUUGUUGUCUUAAGAGGCUUUGGAGUGCUUUAGGUAAUAAAUCUGUUAAGGGAAGACUUUGUGGCAGGAAUGUACCUGAAGACAGGUGGCCCUGUACCAUUAAUGACAGCCAGCAAUUUCAUAAAACUCCAGUCAAAUACAUUAAUAAUUACUGUAUCUGCGGAACAGUAUGUUUCACGGGAUGUUAAAGAAAUGAUUUACACAUUUGUUAUGCACGUAAUAUAAUUUUGAACUUCUAUCAAAAGUCUGAUUUUUGUAAAGAACAUUCGGUAUGAGUUUAAAUACUGUUAAUAAAGUAAGUUUUAAGACACAUAGCUGUAUGUAUGAACUUCUCAAGCAUUGUUCUGCAGUGAAAAUCAGCUGCCCUCCACAAGUCAUCAUCAUUGGACAAGUGUUAGUUGUUGCUUAUUGGCAAGGCAAGGUACCCUCUUCUGGUCGCCUUUCUGGCAGAUUAAUGUGUGAGACCUAUGAUCUGUUUGUAUAUUGAUGUAAAAGAUUGUGCUCUCUUGUCCGAAACACAGCUGGACCUGUUAGCAAAUGAAGAUAAGGGGAAGAAAAAUAAAGU